Rhagoletis zephyria (snowberry fruit fly) is the source of this 515-nucleotide messenger RNA. RefSeq lists its product as uncharacterized. Lineage: Eukaryota; Metazoa; Arthropoda; Insecta; Diptera; Tephritidae. The record is from RefSeq and is a predicted model, not a curated record.
CUUAACGCCAUUGGUCCUCCAAUGCGUAACAGACGCGAGUGGAAUAAGGUUUGGUUGGAUUACAAGCUGAAGCAAAAAAAAAAAUUGCGACAAACCGACGAGAAACUGUGGUCACAGGAGGAGAACCUUACACACAACAAAGCACCACUAGAGCGAACCGUUGAUGAGCUUCUCCACCUUCAGGAAGCAGUCAACCCAGCAGGGUCUUCAUUUGGAACGAACGUGGAAGAAAAUGCGGUGAGUGGCAACGGAAUUUAUUUAGAGGAGCCACUAGGCGAACAAGCUCCACAAGAUGCGGAUUUGAUACCGCGAUCAUCAACUCCACGGCCAAGGGUGACAGUUCAGGAUCGGGAUGCAUUCGGAUCAAAGCGUUGGAACAGCAGGCUGAAGUGUAAGACACACUUUGCGAGAGGAUUUCUAAUAUUGAGAAGAAGCUUGAAGAAAUCGCGAGGUAUAUGAGAAAGACGUACGAUUUAAAAAAGGAAGAAUUAAAUUUAUUGAAAUUAAAGGAAGAA